CAACAAGGAAAGGAAAACAAAUAUAACUUCGACUUUUAACCUUGGCUGUGUGAAUAUAUAUAUUUAUUGCUUGGAUAAAUAUCACUAAAGGUUUUGGAUACCACGGCCGCGAAAGAGAACACCUGUGGAGAAUAACCGUCGAACGACUCCAGUAGGGAUUAUCAGAAACCAACAACCCCACAUCCACCAUCGUCCCCUCAACCAACUAUCACGAAAGUAUCACGAAACAACCUCACACCUUUCACAUCACCAUCUACAUCCUCAAACCCUAAAAAACAACACAGCUACAACAGCAACAAUGACAGAAGCCACCUCCCAAAUGGACACCACCACCAGGUCCCUCGCCUCCCGCUCCCCAACACCAACAGCCCUCGUCUCACCCCCCACACCCACAUCUGGGACAUCGACACCGGACAUGCCUGGCACACCAACCUCAACAACAACCUCCCUCUCCACCCUCUCCACAACAGCCAUCAAAGACGGCCACCGCGGCACCCACCCCCCAGCCCAAGACGCCGAGCGCGACGACCGCAUUAGCCGACUAACCGGCAUGUCCGGCCUCCGCCACCCAGGACCACGAGUCCUCUCCACCGUCGGCAGCGCGAGCGCCACGAGCGCAGGAGGCGGACGCGGAAACGAGGAUAAUGGGUCAGUAGGCGGCUCAGCGGCCGGGGAAAGGGGUGAUGGAGAUGAAAGUGGGGUGGAGAGCGCGAUGGGGGAGGGGACGCUAAGUUUGGCAGGGAGUCAGGAGGGGGCGGGACGGGAGGCGGAGAGGAUUGUGAGGAGGCUUGAUGGGGGGGAUGGAGAGCCGGCGGGGGGAAGGGCGAUGGGGAGUCCGGAGGGGGAGGGGCUUGGGAGGUUUUAUUUCGAGGAUAAGAGGUGAUUUGUGGGAGAGGGGCGCGGUGAUGGGGAAGAUUGGGGGAAAGGUUCAAAUGCGGACUGGAUUGAUAAGCAGAGGCACGCGGGAGGGUGAAGUGUAGACUGCAGAUGGAUAGGUGGAGGUGCAAAAUGUACUGGUAUUGGAGAAAGCCAUAAAGCACUCUAUAGCAGCGAAAAUCACCCCAAUUCCGGCC
This is a messenger RNA of Pseudogymnoascus verrucosus, 1073 nucleotides long. RefSeq lists its product as uncharacterized. Lineage: Eukaryota; Fungi; Ascomycota; Leotiomycetes; Thelebolales; Thelebolaceae. The record is from RefSeq and is a predicted model, not a curated record. Bases 299 to 883 code for a protein of 194 amino acids. The transcript is spliced from 2 exons.